AUUUUUGGCAAAAACCCUCCACGCUACCCAGAGGGCUUGAGACAGCUCUUGCUUGCAAGGACAAGAGUUUUGGUUUGCUACAUAGGGGGGAUGAGUUUCAACUUUCAAAACCCUGCUUGUUGAUAGAACUAAAGCAAACUCCAAAUAGAAAAGAAGAGAAAAGGGCAAAAAGGAAAACAAACUAAUCAAAUUAGGUUAGUUUUCUUCACAUAGAAGGAGAGAAAGAGAGAAAAAAAGCAAGAGAUAGAGACAGCCAUGAAAGAGCAAAAGGUGGAAAGAGUGGAUAGAGAUUUCUGAAGAAAAAGACUUUGUCCCUUGUUGUAGAAACCUAGAUAUACACUUUGACAAGAAAGCUAGCUUUGAUUUCCCUCCCUCCCUCCCUCCCUCCCAGUUGUGCUCUUCUUCAAGCACAACUUAAUUUCCAGCUCUAAAUUCAAUACCAAACUGAGUUAAUUCUUGUUGGAGAAAGAUAUGAUGAGUAGAAUGGUCUAAAAAAGAGAGAGCUUGCAUGGCUAGUCACAGAAUUGGAGAGACUGGUUUGUCAGACUCAGGUCCCUCUAAUCAGCAUCUCCCUUAUGCACUUCUCCAUGGAAUCAACACCCCAUCAACCAGUUUCAUUAAUCAAGAAGGAUCUGCUUUUGAUUUUGGAGAGCUAGAAGAAGCAAUUGUGCUGCAAGGAGUUAAGAUUAGGAAUGAUGAAGCUAAAGCACCUUUAUUUACAGUAACAGGCAGACCUGCAGCUACACUGGAAAUGUUUCCUUCAUGGCCAAUGAGAUUCCAAGAAACCCCAAGAGUAGGAAGUUCAAGGUCAGGAGGGGAGAGUACUGACUCAGGAUCAGCAUUAAACACUCUAUCAAGCAAAGCUGAAGCCCAUCUGGAACCAGAAUCUCCCAUCAGUAAAAAAGUUUCUUCUUCAGAUCAUUACAAUCAGGCUUUUUAUCAGAAGCAUCUACAGUUUCAAGAACAGCAACAAGUAGAUAUGGUUAAUGAUACAUCAAGAACAGGGGGGCCCUCUCAACAGAAUCAAUCACCUGCCAAAUCUCCCCAAGAAAAGAGAAAAGGUUCAACAUCAGAGAAACAACUUGAUGCCAAGACAUUGAGACGUUUAGCUCAAAACAGGGAAGCUGCAAAGAAGAGUCGACUGAGGAAAAAGGCAUAUGUCCAGCAGCUAGAGACUAGUAGAAUAAAACUUACUCAGUUAGAACAAGAUCUUCAGCGUGCAAGACAGCAGGGACUGUUCUUGGGUGGCUGCGGUGGUGCCGGUGGCAAUAUCAGCUCUGGAGCUGCAAUAUUUGAUAUGGAGUAUGCAAGAUGGCUAGAAGACGACCACCGGCACAUGUCGGAGCUCCGGACAGGAUUGCAAGCACAUUUAUCGGACGGUGACCUUAGGGUAAUAGUAGAUGGGUAUAUUUCACAUUACGAUGAAAUUUUCCGGCUCAAGGUAGUGGCUGCAAAAUCUGAUGUCUUUCACCUGAUUACCGGAAUGUGGUCCACUCCAGCCGAGCGUUGCUUCCUGUGGAUGGGUGGUUUUAGGCCCUCAGAACUCAUCAAGAUGUUAAUAUCCCAGCUAGACCCUUUAACAGAACAGCAAGUCAUGGGGAUUUACAGCCUGCAACAAUCUUCACAGCAAGCAGAAGAGGCUCUCUCCCAGGGCCUAGAGCAGCUCCAACAGUCUCUGGUUGACACCAUUGCUGGCGGACCGGUCAUUGGUGGAAUGCAGCAGAUGGCAGUGGCGUUAGGCAAGCUUGCCAAUCUUGAAGGGUUCGUUCGCCAGGCUGAUAACUUGAGACAACAAACCCUUCACCAACUCCGUCGAAUAUUGACUGUAAGACAGGCAGCACGGUGUUUUCUGGUGAUCGGAGAAUAUUAUGGGAGAUUACGGGCACUCAGUUCCCUCUGGGCAUCUCGCCCUCGAGAGACAAUGAUCAGUGAAGAUAACUCAUGCCAAACCACGACUGAUCUACAAAUGGUUCAACCUUCACAAAAUCAUUUCUCCAACUUUUAAUAUAUAUAUAUAUAUAUAUAAAUGUGAUACAAAUGGAGCCAGAUGACAGCAGCUGCCUAGUGAUUGACUUCACCUGUGUUGUGGCAAAUGUUAAUGGGCUGUUAGAAUUCGGAUUAAGUACUUAAUUUAGUGAAGCUAGGAAUUUUUAUUUUUAUUUUUAUUUUUUAGCCUCUCGAUCCUUUGCCUUCUUCAUUAUCUUGAUGUUAUUAUUCACUGUGUUAUCUUGUAAAUGCAAAUCAAUUUUAUAUGCAUGUGGAGGCUUCCCACUUGCUUAAAGAAGAGAGAUCACACGUGGUAUCUUCUAA
Messenger RNA from Populus nigra (black poplar), 2310 nucleotides. RefSeq names its product transcription factor TGA9-like. The transcript is spliced from 13 exons. The record is from RefSeq and is a predicted model, not a curated record. Gene Ontology annotation, biological process: DNA-templated transcription; regulation of DNA-templated transcription. Gene Ontology annotation, molecular function: sequence-specific DNA binding; DNA-binding transcription factor activity. The coding region runs from base 509 to 2005 and encodes 498 amino acids. Lineage: Eukaryota; Viridiplantae; Streptophyta; Magnoliopsida; Malpighiales; Salicaceae.